ACAGAGCCACCGGGCUGGGGACAGUGGAGCGGAGGCUGAAAUCCCCAGACGCCGGUUUUCUGGGCUGGGCUUUCUGCCUUACUCACUCAUUCUCCCUCUUUCUGGAUUUUACCGACCGUUCGCGAAACAGCUUUCCACACAAUGGAGCUUCACCUCCUCGUGCAGGAAGUGCUCAUCGACUGAUAUGGCAGACUUUGCUCCCCGGCAAAACUGAAGAACUCUCCUAUUCAUGGAGGCGAACACUGAGGAUGCUUUCCACAUGAAUCCUGAAGUGAACCUCUGAUACAUUUCCUGUAGCAAGAGAAGGCAGCCAACAUGAAGGAAAAUGUGAUAUCUGCAACUGUUUUCACUCUGCUACUUUUUCUCAACACCUGCCUUCUGAAUGGACAGUUACCUCCUGGAAAACCUGAGAUCUUUAAAUGUCGUUCUCCCAAUAAGGAAACAUUCACCUGCUGGUGGAGGCCUGGGACAGAUGGAGGACUUCCUACCAAUUAUUCGCUGACUUACCACAGGGAAGGAGAGACACUCCUGCAUGAAUGUCCAGACUACAUAACUGGUGGGCCCAACUCCUGCCACUUUGGCAAGCAGUACACCUCCAUGUGGAGGACAUACAUCAUGAUGGUCAAUGCCACUAACCAGAUGGGAAGCAGUUUCUCGGAUGAACUUUACGUGGACGUGACUUACAUAGUUCAACCAGACCCUCCUUUGGAGCUGACUGUGGAAGUAAAACAGCCAGAAGACAGAAAACCCUACCUGUGGAUGAAAUGGUCUCCACCUACCCUGAUUGACUUAAAAACUGGUUGGUUCACGCUCCUGUAUGAAAUUCGAUUAAAACCCGAGAAAGCAGCUGAGUGGGAGACCCAUUUUGCUGGGCAGCAAACAGAGUUUAAGAUUCUCAGCCUACAUCCAGGACAGAAAUACCUUGUCCAGGUUCGCUGCAAACCAGAUCAUGGAUACUGGAGUGCAUGGAGUCCAGCGACCUUCAUUCAGAUACCUAGUGACUUCAUCAUGAAUGAUACAACCGUGUGGAUCUCUGUGGCUGUCCUUUCUGCUGUCAUCUGUUUGAUUAUUGUCUGGGCAGUGGCUUUGAAGGGCUAUAGCAUGGUGACCUGCAUCUUUCCGCCAGUUCCUGGGCCAAAAAUAAAAGGAUUUGAUGCUCAUCUGUUGGAGAAGGGCAAGUCUGAAGAACUACUGAGUGCCUUGGGAUGCCAAGACUUUCCUCCCACUUCUGACUAUGAGGACUUGCUGGUGGAGUAUUUAGAAGUAGACGACAGUGAGGACCAGCAUCUAAUGUCAGUCCAUUCAAAAGAACACCCAAGUCAAGGUAUGAAACCCACAUACCUGGAUCCUGACACUGACUCAGGCCGGGGGAGCUGCGACAGCCCUUCCCUUUUGUCUGAAAAGUGUGAGGAACCCCAGGCCAAUCCCUCCACAUUCUAUGAUCCUGAGGUCAUUGAGAAGCCAGAGAAUCCUGAAACAACUCACACCUGGGACCCCCAGUGCAUAAGCAUAGAAGGCAAAAUCCCCUAUUUUCAUGCUGGCGGAUCCAAAUGUUCAACAUGGCCCUUAAUACAGCACAACCCCAGAUCCUCCUACCACAAUAUUACUGAUGUGUGUGAGCUGGCUGUGGGCCCUGCAGUUGCACCGGCCACUCUGUUGGACGAAGCAGGUAAAGAUGCUUUAAAAUCCUCUCAAACCAUUAAGUCUAGAGAGGAGGGAAAGGCAGCCCAGCAGAGGGAGGUGGAUAGCUUCCAUUCCAAGACUGACCAAGAUACGCCCUGGCUGCUGCCCCAGGAGAAAACCCCCUUUGGCUCCGCUAAACCCUUGGAUUAUGUGGAGAUUCACAAGGUCAACAACGAUGGCGCAUUAUCAUUGCUACCGAAACAGAGAGAGAACAGCAGCCAGCCCGAGAAGCCCAGGGCUCCUGAGAACAGUAAGGAGUAUGCCAAAGUGUCCGGGGUCAUGGAUAACAACAUCCUGGUGUUGGUGCCGGAUCCGCAUGCUAAAAAUGUGGCUUGCUUUGAAGAAUCAGCCAAAGAGGCCCCACCAUCACUUGAACAGAAUCAAGCUGAGAAAGACCUGGCCAACUUCACUGCGACACCAAGCAAGUGCAGGAUCCAGCUGGGUGGUUUGGAUUACCUGGAUCCCGCAUGUUUUACGCACUCCUUUCAUUGAUAGCUUGACUAAUGGAAUGAUUGGUUAAAAUGUGAUUUUUCUUCAGGUAACACUACGGAGUACAUGAAAUGCUGAAGAAUAUAGUCAGACUGACACUACUAAAGCUCCCAGCUCCUUUCAUGCUCCAUUUUUAACCACUUGCCUCUUUCUCCAGCAGCUGAUUCCAGAACAAAUCAUUAUGUUUCCUAACUGUGAUUUGUAGAUUUACUUUUUGCUAUUAGUUAUAAAAUUAUGUGUUCAAUGAAAUAAAAGCACACUGCUUAGUAUUCUUGAGGGACAAUGCCAAUAGAAGUAUCCUCUGGAAAAGGCUUUCGUGAUUUGGCAUGGGACAGACGGAAAUGAAAUUGUCAAAAUUGUUUACCAUAGAAAGAUGACAAAGGAAAAUUUUCCACAUAGGAAAAUGCCAUGAAAAUUGCUUUUGAAAAACAAUUGCAUAACCUUUACACUCCUCCUCCAUUUUAUUAGGAUUACCCAAAUAUAACCAUUUAAAGAAAGAAUGCAUUCCAGAACAAAUUGUUUACAUCAGUUCCUAUACCUUACUGACACAUUGCUGAUAUGCAAGUAAGAAAUAAUGCCUCCAUUUUUUUCUUAAAAUAGUUUAGAUAUGUUAAGCAUGGAUUUUUCCCCCUAAAUUCUAUUUUAAAGCCUCUAUAGAAUAUAGUUUGGAAAUUAAAAUUUUCUUACACAAGGGACAGAUGAAUUUCAUGUGAAUCCUUUUAGGAUGUUUUCCUGCUUCAUUUCAGCAUAAUAGGUAAUUUAUUAUACACCUUAGUCUUUUCUUAGUUAAAAAAAAAAUACCCUAAAGACUAACUUUAAAAGAAAACCACAGCAGGAUGCUAAUGGAAUUACUGCCUUACUGUACAUACAAAUUCUACUUUAAUACAAACCCAUAAGUUUAACAAUGUAUUUUUGAAGACUAUUUUUCUAUAACUUAGGUAAAAUAAAAGACUAUUUUCUAUCUUCCCAGUACAGCUGUUUACGUAUUCAGUGGGUAAAGUAUUUUCUGCUGCGAGGUUAUAAUGUGUAUUUACAGUACAUAGUAGUAUAUGCAGUUCCCAUUUGUGGAGUAAAAUGCCAUACCAACCCAAAGCCCACUGUGAAAUAUGAAGUGAAUGACAAAAUUCAGUUUCCAACACAAUGUAGUAUGGUUUAUCUGAUUCUUUUUAUCUCCAGGACACUUUAAACGACAACUACCACCACCACCAACCUAGGGAUUUAGGAUUCUCCACAAACCAGAAAUUAUUUCUCCUUUGAGUUUCAGGCUCCUCUGGGACUCCUGUUCAUCAAUGGGUGAAUCUUCCUAAAGCUACCAUAAAAAGGGAGAGCGACGAUUUCUAACAGCUGUUUUAAAGAGAGAGGUUUUGUUUUUGUGAGAAAUCUUGAGCCACAAAAAAAUUUUAAGCAAAGCCAGGAGUUAGUGGUUCUCUGAAGUAAAUUCAACUGCAAAAUCUUGGCAGAGGCAGAAACAGCUCAUAUCAGAAGUGUCCAAAUAAAAGUUCUGGGAAACUAGGUAUUUGUAUAGCAAUGGAAAUAGCUCCAAAGGUCAGAGUGUGGUAGUGAGAAUCUCCCAGUCAGUUCCAAUGCCAGGCUUCCUGAAAGAAGUCAAAGCUUGGAUCUUCAUUUUAAAGGGUGCAUCCAUGACUCAUCUAACACCCUCCCUCUAUUUUUCCCUUCACUUGAUGGUAAAUCUAUUCUAUGUGUCCAUUUACUAGCUGGACAUAGAGAACUCGAGCUCACCUCUGGGAGUCAAAUAUUCCCAACUAGCUCAUAUUGAUAGCAACUGGACUCAGAGGUCUCCCCCUGGCCCCGUUUGAAAGUGAACACAUUGCCAAUGUUUUGAGAAUGUCAAAAGCAAUAGAUAUGAAGCUCCAUUUUCCUAACAUAUGAAAAAUAUCAUGUGAGUAAGGGAAGCAUGUGGGAAAGUUGUCCAAGCUCAUUCAGUCCCCUAAAUCCUCAAUACUUAAACAGUCUGAGAACCAACUGCAUAGGCAUCACUUGGGCAGUGUUUGAAAAUUCUGUUUGCAGAAUCUUAGGCCUUAUCUCUAACCUAAAGCAUCAGAAUCUGCAUUUUACUAAGAUCCCCAAAUGAUUCAAGUGCACACUGAAGUUUGAGAAGCACUGUUCUAGACAACCAUUUCCACUAUUUUAGUGCAUAGUAACAAUCUUCUUUUGGAAAGGACAGAUCAAGUCUGUUUGACUUGCAAUGAACAACACUGCAGGUAAGAAGACAAAAAAAGAAGCAUAUCAGUAGUUUAAGAUUCCCAUUAUGCUGAAUCUUAUGUGAAUUCACAUAAAAGAAUGACCUGCAAAAGGAUGCACAACUUCUGAAAGGCCAAGGAAUAUAGUCUACCUUGAGAGGCAUUAACCAAAGACAGUCACCCUCAAAGCCAAUGCAGACUAAACCUUUCCUAACAUAGUCUAUUCUUCUCUAAGAAUAGAGAAGAUAUGUAUCAGUCACUCUUAAAGUCUGAAAACCUAAACAUAAAAGUAAUCUGCUUUUGACAGAUAAUUUUUUAUAAUACAUAUUAAAAACUGUGACAGCUAAGGACUUGAAUUAAAUCCCUAAAAAACACCAAUUAGCCACUCAUCAAACCAAGACUUUAAUUCUGUGAUCAGUUGGCACUGUUUAUCUGAAUUAAGCUUUUUUGUGGUCUAACAAAAAGGUUUUUUUGUGGUCUAUCAAGGACACAGCUGUUCAAAUGGAAGGAUACAUGUGGGGCGGGGGACAGUCAAGAGACCUGGAUUCUGGUCCUAACUGCUUUGCCUUGGAGAGAUUAAUUCCCCUCUCUAAGCCUCAGUUUCCUCUGAAGAUGUUGGACCAGAUAACCUCUAAGGUCCUUUGAAACUGACUCCUGGAUUCCAUGACUCACUGAAUAUUUUUCUGCAAAAAUAAUUCCAACCAAUGCCUUCUAUCUUAAUCUAACAAAAAAUUGCUCUUCGUCAUAGAAAUACAAAGUAAUCUUUAGUGAUGUGCUCUUUAUACUUUGCUUUUUAAACCGUCAGUUCCAGUUAGUCUUAAUAUAUUGCAUGUGCAUUUUAUAAGUGAUAUGUAUACAGAAUCAUAUUCUAAGAUUAUGUGCAAAUAUAUGUGUAGAAAGAGGCAUUAAAAAAAGAGGCAGGAGAUUGAAAAGAGACAUAUUGAAGGAGGCACUAAUCUUUAGAAAAAUGAUCUUUCACUGAAUCAAGCCAUGCUCAUUCCUUGCUGAAUCCAACAGCCCCAAAUCUGUUUUCUUAUAUCUGGCUGUUAGUUUUUUUCCUCGCACCUUCCUAGAUUAUUAACAACCGUUGCGCAGUUGGCUCAUGGGUCCUUACACUCUGAGUUAUAGUAAGUUGUAUUUUUAUAAACAAAUACCUAAAUAUUCAAGUUUUAAGGCGCAUGGAAACUGAAUCUAGGCAAUGGGUGAUUUGUGUAGCUUACAACCCAAACAGCAAAAGGUUCCGAUUCGUUCUAACAGAUGUGUAUAAGCACAAGUUAGUAUCCGCUGUGUCAGAUAUUUAACAGAUCCUACAUUUAUUAGCUAUUUAACAGACUCUACAUUUUCCUAAGUGCCUAAGACCAAUCCUGGUAGUCACUUAAGUACAAAAGACUCACUUUAACUGGCUUGAUCUGAAGGGGUCAAUCCUCUACUGCCUACACAAGAUCUGGGCGGUUUUGCUGUGUGUCUUGUGAUGACCCAGCUGAAUGUGAAAAGCCUGUGAGUUAUUGAGCAACCAGAGGCCCCUGCAUUCCAAGAAGCAGUUUGGCUCUGGGGAAACUCUGGCUUUCUCCUUCCUCAAGUGUCCACCACUGCCCAUCAUUUGCAGAAAGACUUGGCCCUGCCUUUAGCAACUUCCCUAUCUCCUUAGAGUAGACAAGAAAGAAACAGAUUUGUGCACAUUUUACAAAGUGCCUUCCUCUAGUUUUAUUUUUUUUUUUAAGUUUUCAUUUUUCAAGGAAAAAUGUAUUGAUUAGAAAGUAACAUUUGCCUUGUAGGGAGAUAGAUAGAUAGAUAGAUAGACAGACAGAUAGACAGAUAGAUGAGAAGAAGCCAGAAAGGGCACAACAAAAUGCUCUAAGGGUCAACCAGCAAAUGUUCAGUGAAUGUUUACGUAUUGUUUAAUUGAAUCAACACAGAGCUGUUGUGAAUAGUGUGACUUACUUUGCCCGAUAAGAAAUUGAGUCUGGCUGUAAUUUGGGGAUAAAUCUGCCACGCUGUGAUUUGAGACUCUUCAUACCAAAACAUAUUGAUACAUUUUUGAAUGUCUUUGGCUUACAUGCCUAAACCUGAAGAGAACAAUGCAUGUACAUUGGAACUUUGCACACAAACAGAAAAAUAUAAAUGGCUUUGAAUUACCAUCCCAAGUGUUGCUAACAUAGAUGUGCCAUUGAUGAAAGUCUCAUGUGUUCUUGAGUGAACAAAUUUCCUUUUCUGCCUUUUUGGCUCAAGCACAAUAAUACUGUCACUAAGACAGUGACUGAGCACUCAAUGUUCAGGACUAAAUCACAUUGCCACAACUAAGCAGGCUCUCUGUCCUGGGAUGUCUUCUAAAAUCUGAACAUCAGGUUCCUUACUUGUUAAAUAAGUGGGUUGGCCUAAAAGGUUUCUAAGACCUCUCAUGAUCUAGGUGAAAUCCAGGGUUUCAGGUCAGUGUCCCUGGUGCAGUGCAAGAAAGCCUUGCUGACGUGCCCUUGGCCUGAAGCAGAGAGCACGUGAAACUGUGUGACAAUUCUUAAGAGAAAAACACAGAUCUGUUCCUCCAAGUCAGAUUGAUUUAACAUCCUUGCUUUUCCUUUUCCUUCCUAGCUUUACGUAUUUAUAGGGUUUUUACUUCUUCUCCAGAGCCUACUAUUUUUCCUAAGAGUUAGUAGCAACCAUAGGAUCCACAAGAAAUGAAAUUAUUCAUAAACAAUGACUUCGGCACUGCAAAAGACUGAGUCAAAGGUUAAAUCAGUCACACAGCUAUCCAAGGCCAAGUUGAAGAUCACAAGUAUAUCCCAUUUAGAGAUUUGCAUGCUUGGAGACUAAGCCCACAUUCAUUAAUUAUUUAGUUAAUUCAAAGGCCAUUAAUAAAUCCAUGCCCAGCCUGGGCAACAUAGUAAGACCCAGUCUCUACAAAAAUUUUAAAAAUUAGCCAGCCAUGGUGACACGUACCUGUAGUCCUAGUCACUUGGGAAUCUGAAGCCAGAGGAUUGCUUGAGCCCAGGAGAUUGAGGCUGCAGUGAACCGUGAUUGUGUCACUGCACUCCAGCCUGAGUGACAGAGCAAGACCUUGUCUCAAUAAAUAAAUAAAUCCAAGCUACUUUCAUGACUAGAUACUGGAGGUCUUAAGGAGAAGCUUUAAAAAUACAGAUUGAUUGCUUCAGAGAAAUCCUAUUUAUAAUUAUGAUCUGAACUUAUUCUAUGAUUAGCAAAUAUAUCAUCUGAAAAUAAAACAGGAGCUCUCUCCCCAGAUUUUUGUUUUUCAGGAUGGUGAGUUUUGGUCUAGGACCCUCAUGGCACCCAUUUCAAUAAAAGGAAAAAGAUAGUAAAAUAGGAAAUAGGAAGUUUCCAGAGAGAUCUGGGCAUCUCAGGAUUCCAGGAAAUGCUGAGACUAACCCACUAAAUCCAAAUUUUAUUGGAUAUGGCAAAUCUAAAUAUGUUCAGUGUUCUGAACAGAUUUUAUGAGUUUAUGUCCAAGAGAGGUACAUAAUUCACAAACACUAUCAUGCUGGCAGCUGUUUUAUCCACAUCAAUUCCCCUGAUUUAAUGCUCUGUUUUCAAUUUAGAAAGUAUUGAGACACGUAAAGUCUCAAAACAGGAAAAACCUAUCUUGUUUAUAAGGUGUGGUCGAUAAAUAGACCACAGAUAACCUUAGUCUAUUAAUUAACUCUCAGAUAAUCUUCAUCUACUCAUUAACAUUCUACUUGCUGCUGAUUAAAAAGAAAGAAACCCUAAAACCUUCAGCAACUGAAGUAGUAAUAUAAAAAAUAACCUUUACUAGUUAUGGUCAAAUUAGGCUUCACUUGGAUAAACCUCAAAAUGUAGUCUGAGUUUUUUUGUGCACACUUUACAAAUCCUGAGGAAAAAAUCCUUUUUCCUUGUUAUCUGAAAAACUAUAUGGUGAAGAUACUUCUGAAAAAUAAUUUGUUUUAUGAAAUUCCUGAAAAGCUAAUUGUGAAUUUUUUAAAGUAACUACCUCCCCUUUGUGUCCUAAUGUCCUUCCUUCAAAGCUGCAUAGAGUUUAGAAAUGAAAGAUGUCACGUCUCAUGUUUUGACUGGUUUUUGGUGGCAUAUUUGAUGUAUUUGCCAAGUGGCAUUCCUGACUUCACAGUAACUGUUACAUUAUUUAGUACUAUAUUGCUUUAUGUGGUUCAAAAAUAGUAUACGCCAUACUGAAAUAUGUAAUCCUCAUGUUGUGAAACUCAUCAUGUAAUACAAAUGAAAAUCAUUACUUAAUAACUUACAAUUUAUCCAUAUGUAGUUGCAAUAUUAUUGUGUCUAUGACUGUAAAAAAAACUGAAAAAAUAUGUAAUGUAUUUCUGUUGAAACGGUGAAUGUACUAAUUUUUUUCUUAAUCUUUGUCUAGAAGAAGGAUUCUAUGUCAUUCAUUGUACAGCUGCUCUAGGGUGUUACACAUUUAAAGUACAAUCCAACAGUUGUUUAAAAGUCAACCUCUCGGCUUUGUUUCCUGUGACUGCUGAAGCUUCUCAAGUGUUCUUUGUGUAAUGAGGCUUGCUUUUGUGCUUCAUCAUUCAUUUUAAACAAUUGAAAAGUCUCAUGUGGAAACCAAAGCAAUCUAGAACCAGCCUGUUGGGUGACUGUGUCUUCUGUAAAGCCAUAUUGAAGUGAAGCUAUAUGUAAUAGCAUAAGGUUCCAUAUUUUCAAAGCUACCACUACCUCUGCUUUUCCUCUUUCUCUAGAAAAUGCCAAGCAAAAUUCCCCAACACUAAGUGAGAAAUUAGAAGUAAUUGUUAUAAUUAAGUUGCUGGGUAUAUAUAUAUAUAUAUAUAUACACACACACACACACACACACAUAUAUUAGAGGUAAUUGUUAUAAUUAAGUUGCUGGGUGUAUAUAUACACAUAUAUAUAUACACACACACACAUAUAUAUACACCUUCUAAUUCAUCACUUUGCAGGGUUAUGCGAGAGUUUCUGAAUAACCAUUCUUACAUUUUUACAUUUCAUAAAAACUGGCUGCAAGAAAGGUUCAGAAAGAAUACUUAGUACGUCAUCAGAUGAAAAACCAGAAAAACCAUAGAGUGCAGAUUUUUUCCUAACUAUAAGUCACCUCAUAGUUGUCCAAAGCCAUGAUAAUGAUAUCUCUUACAAAUUGACUUCUGUAACCCCCCUAGAAAUAAUCCUUUUCCUUAUUUGAUUUUAGCCAUCAAACAUAGUAUGAUAUGGGAAAAGUCAGCCAUUUACCAGGAAUAAUCUUGUUUUGAUUUUAAAAACUCAUUUCUGUAUGUAGUUAUUGUAAUGUCUAUUUUUUUAGACUUAAAGAUUUAUAGAAGACUAUAGUUAUCUGAUUUGUUAUUUGGCAUUUUUCAUUCUGUAAAUCUUUGCUUGUGGCACAUUGUGCUCUCUGUUUUCCAUGGGUUUAUUCAUUUGUCUCCUUCUAUUUUGAGGGGACAACAUGGGUAGUUAAAUCUUUGUCAAUAGAUUGGAGAUAAUGCUAACUGCUAUCAUAACAUCUUCAUUUUCAUUGCAUGCCAAAAACAAUGCCUGCCAAACAAAAUCUUAGACAUCCCAAUAUAAUGUGUUCAUUAUAUUUCUAUUCACAUCAUUAUUGAAAAUACCCAGCUCAGUGCCUGGCUUAAUAAAUGCUUAAUUCCCUUACCUACUCUUGCCCUAUUUUUUUAUUUGAAAUGGAGAUGAGCAAAAUAACACAUUCAUGGCUGAAGCAUUUUUUUGGACAUUGCUUGUUGCUAAAAGAUCUAUAAUCAGGACGUUGUUUAUGUAAGUGGGACAAAAAAAGUUCUUCCCCUCUAUGUCCACCCUUCCAUAUGAUUGCAAGACAAAAUUUCCCUCCUUUACCUCAUCCCUAUAGCAUGGGAGCCUGAGAAAAAUGAGGGGAGAUGGAACCAGAUAUAAGGAGAUCCAAUAAGAGAAGCUUAUUUAAAUAUUGUGAAAUAAUGGAAAAACCAAAGCAUUUUUUUAAGUGGGGAAUCCUUUUGAACAGUUAUUAUUUAUUCAUAUUGCUAACAACAGUUUUUCUGACAAAAUCCAUCAGAUGAAGUGCAAAUGGAUAAUCUUUUAAUGGAUCUAGAACUAGAAAGUUUCACUUACUGUUCAUGUUUGUGUUGUAGAAUUGUGAAAUGGUGUGUGAUUUUGCUUUCCAAGUUCUUCUCUGCCCCCUCUUAAUUCUCUAAUGCCAUGUCUUACAGAAGAAUGAGAAAUUUCUUUCUUACUUGAGUAUCAUGCUCUAAAAAACUUGGCUUCAGUCAAAGAAGUGCUAGCUCUCCUGUGCUUAUAUUGAAGCCAUCUGCCUUUAAUUCUUGGGUCCUCUUACAUUUUUAAGGUGCAAAAUUUGAAGUCUCAGUCACCAGACACAGGAUCUAUACAAUUAAUGGUAGGCUGGAGAAGUAAUAUGUAACUAAUUUUUCAAAAGCAUUGAAUAUACUUUCCCGAAAGAAAACAGAAAUUAAAUAUUGCCACAUCUUGCCAGAUUCCCAUCUGACACUUUAACCUUGUCAGGUUUCCUACAACUUACUAAUCAAGUUUUAUACCUUGUAAAUCUCCCCAGUUUUUUGGCGGCUGAAAGAUGCAACUUCCAUUUAAUAGAAAUUUUGAAAUGUUGGGGUAAGGGAGCAGUGGGGGGACGGGGGAGAAGGAUGAGAAAUGGAAUUAUUGAAAAGCCCCCAACAGGGACCUUCCUUGCCAGAAUAUGCAGAAUAAUUCCUGCUGGCUUUACCUUUGAAAGUCCCUUAAAACCAUGCAGAUGAAACUGAGCCUGUUUUUGAUACUGGCAGAUGCAUUCUACUUUGGAGGUCCCAAUACCUAAACUGGAAUUCUUGUAUCUACAUCUCCUCCACCAUCCCCCACACCACCCCUCAAUUCCUGUUGCCCCUGCUAAUGUUAAGCAUUUUUCUCUUGUUAUGAUCAGGUUCACAUUAAAAACAGAUACUUACAAACUGACUUGAAGCACAGAUACUUUUACAAAUGUGAUAAAAUAUUUUCUUAAGAAAAAGAAAGAGGAUGUCGGUCAAAUAAAACACUACGUGGAUGUUGAUUGGUGAACACUGGUGUAAGAAAAGGUAGCUCAGGAAUUUUUAUUACUGUAUUUGUAAAUGAGUUUGAAAGAAUUUGUAAAUGCCACUGGUACAUUUUUAAGGUGACACAUUUGCUCCUUGUAAAGUUAUUAAAAAUUACAGGGUAAGCUUAAAUGACAUUUGCAGUAGUUUUACUUUACAUAAUCAAUAUUGAUAUUGUUGCUGAACUAUGUAACUUUAUGAUGCAUUUUUCAGUCCCUUUUCAGAGCAAAUGCUUUUGCAAUGGUAGCAAUGUUUAGUUUAAAUUGACUUAAUAAAUUAUUACCUGAGCAA
Chlorocebus sabaeus (green monkey) is the source of this 11680-nucleotide messenger RNA. It is a transcript of the gene PRLR, whose product is annotated as prolactin receptor. NCBI's taxonomy places the organism in Eukaryota, Metazoa, Chordata, Mammalia, Primates, Cercopithecidae. The record is from RefSeq and is a predicted model, not a curated record. Gene Ontology annotation, molecular function: cytokine binding; peptide hormone binding; prolactin receptor activity. Gene Ontology annotation, biological process: positive regulation of cell population proliferation; cytokine-mediated signaling pathway. Gene Ontology annotation, cellular component: external side of plasma membrane; signaling receptor complex.